AACAUGAAAAUUGACAACAAUCAUAAAUUCACAACACAACACAAAAAGGAAGGCAAGGCAUCCAUAUAUUCCAACGACUUGCCGUAUGCUUGAUCAAGUUGACGGACGACAUGACGUUGGAUCACAGGACAAAAUGUAAUGAAAACCCCAACUUCAAAAUUGCCCACUUCGGAGUUUGGCGGGGAUAGUUCCCAGAGAGAGAGAGAGAGAGAGAGAGAGAGUUCUAGGCGCUCUGACCGGCUAAAGACUAAAACCCCUUUCAUACCAUGAAUGCCAAUGGCGUCUCAGCUGAUGAAGUCAUUGCAAAACUGCUUGAAAUGGGUUUUGAGAAUUCCACUGUCAAAAAGGCUGUAAAAGAAGUAGGGCCAUCAUUUGAUGAUGCGUUGGAUUAUAUAUUGAAUGGUUGUUGUAGUACCAAUCGGAGAGCAACAAGAGCAUCAUCAACUAGUUCUAGUUCCAUGAGAAAUGUAAAGGCUCCCGGGAAAAGACCCCUGCCCGCCUCAUUCCCUUCGGCUCAAAUUCGACAGUCUAGCAUACUGGAGCAUUUUCAAUCCAAUAGUAGACCCAAAAGGAGUAAAACUGAUGGGGUACCUGAUGUAUCAGUUUCUGGAUCAGAAAUAGUACGUGGUCCUAUAGAACAAUGUUUGAAACCUCCUUCUGGCGUGAAUUGCAGUGUUGAAGUUUUAUCAGACACGUCUCCGCUUGAUUGCCUGGAGAAUCAAUCAGAUUGGCAGAAGAAAGCUAACAGUCUCUUGCAAAAGCAUUUUGGUUAUUCAUCAUUAAAAAAUUUCCAGAAGGAAGUCUUGGCUGCUUGGAUGGCUCACCAAGAUUCUCUUGUUCUUGCUGCAACAGGGUCAGGGAAAUCUCUGUGUUUCCAGAUUCCAGCAUUGUUGACAGGGAAGGUGGUGGUGGUGAUUUCACCGUUGAUAAGCUUGAUGCAUGAUCAAUGCUUAAAGCUGGCAAAACAUGGGGUUUCUGCUUGCUUUCUUGGAUCUGGGCAACCAGAUAGUACUGUGGAAAAUAAAUCAAUGAGCGGCAUGUACGACAUAAUAUAUGUUUGCCCCGAAACUAUCCUGAGACUGAUAAAGCCACUUCAAAAAUUAGCAGAAAAUCGUGGAAUCGCACUUUUUGCAAUUGAUGAAGUCCAUUGUGUUUCAAAGUGGGGCCAUGAUUUUCGGCCUGAUUACAGGAGAUUGUCUGAGUUGCGAAAGAACUUCAGUGCUUGCAAUUUAAAAUUCUUAAAAUUUGAUAUACCACUGAUGGCAUUGACUGCUACUGCCACAAUUCAGGUCCGCAAAGACAUUCUUAGGUCAUUGUCCAUGUCAAAGGAAACAAAGGUUGUGCUUACUUCCUUUUUCAGGCCAAAUCUAAGAUUUACGGUACAACAUAGUAGAACAUCGGCAUCAUCGUAUGAGAAUGAUUUCCACGAAUUGAUAGACACGUAUACUGGAAAGAGAAGAAUGGGUGAAAAGAAACAAAUAGUCAUGUCACAAGAACUAAACAAUGUGAUGGAUAGUGCUAAUGGUAGCAUAUCAGAUGAAGAUAACAUUUCUCAGGAUGAUUUAGACAAUUUUGAGGAUGGUUACUCUGACAAAGAUGAAGUAGAUUCAUCACAGGAAAAUGGUUCUAGUGCUUCAAAGGGAAGGGAGCUGUCAGUUGAGUACUUGGAGGAUGACAUUGACAUCUUUCAGAGUGUGAAUGAUUGGGACGUUAGCUGCGGUGAGUUCUGUGGACAAUCUCUUUGUGAGGACUGGAAUACCAGAAAAGAAACUAUAUCUGAUAUUAUUGAUCUACCAAAUAAACCAGAAGAAAGACUAAAACUUUUGCAGGAGCCGUUAGAGAAAGGGUCAACCAUCAUAUAUGUUCCUACUAGAAAAGGAACGUUGAGCAUUGCAAACUAUCUUUGUAGGUGUGGCGUGAAGGCUGCUGCCUAUAAUGCAGCGUUGCCGAAGUCACAUCUAAGGCAGGUUCACAAGAUGUUUCAUGAAAAUACUUUAGAGGUGGUUGUUGCAACAAUUGCUUUCGGAAUGGGAAUUGACAAGUUAAAUGUCCGAAGAAUAAUCCACUAUGGCUGGCCACAGAGUCUGGAAGCUUACUAUCAAGAAGCCGGUCGAGCGGGCAGGGAUGGAAAAUUAGCCGACUGCAUUUUAUUUGCAAACCUAACAAGAGUGCCAUCACUUUUGCCGAGUCGAAGAAGUGAAGAGCAGACAAAGCAAGCAUAUAAGAUGUUGUCAGAUUGUUUUAGGUAUGGAAUGAAUUCUUCAUGCUGUCGGGCUAAAAAACUUGUGGAGUACUUCGGAGAGGAUUUUAGUUCUGAAAAGUGUCUCUUGUGUGAUGUGUGCGUUGCUGGACCUCCCGAACUGAAGAAUUUGAGAAAGGAAGCAGAUCUCAUCAUGCAGGUUAUAUCUGCUCAUCAUGCAAGUCAAUACAGGAUUGGUUCAUAUGAUGAUGCUACAAGUAGUGACAUUAGACUUAGACGUGAAAGUUAUAUGGGGAAGCUAAAUCUCAGGAUGAUUAUCAGUAAAAUAAGGGAGCAGUCUCAAGAAUUCAUGGCAACUGAACUGCUUUGGUGGCAAGGCCUUGUCCGAAUUAUGGAAAGUAAAGGAUACAUCAAAGAGGGAGAUAACAAGACGCAUGUUCAGCUAAAGUUCCCUGAGCUAACAGAACUUGGGUUGGAGUUUCUUGAAACCAAAGGGGAGCAAACUUUCUAUGUUCACCCUGAAGCAGAUAUGCUGCUUUCUGCAAACAGACCCAAAUCUUUCUCAACUUUCUCAGAGUGGGGAAGAGGCUGGGCUGAUCCUGAGAUUCGACGUCAGAGGUUAGAGAAUAUGCAAUGCAACAGAAAGCCAUUUAACGCCGGAGGUAAAAGAGGACGACGAAAAUCACGAAAGCAACGACACAGUCCAAAUUUAAGAACUGCUCGAGGUAGAAUAGAAGCCAAACUCUCCAAAAAAGGUGCCCGACCAAGGUCAUUGAAGCAUUGACAAGUUUGGGAUUUACAUGUAGAAUGAAUCUAUGACAGCAAUUAACCAAAUAGGUUGUGGUGGAGCCUAUGAUUCAAAAUGCAAUUAUUUUUCAGUAGCAUAUUGCUUAAUCUUGCAAUCAUGAAUUAACGUAGGAUUAAAAUCGAUUAAUUUCCAA
Prunus persica (peach) is the source of this 3141-nucleotide messenger RNA. Its product is annotated as ATP-dependent DNA helicase Q-like SIM. Gene Ontology annotation, cellular component: nucleus; chromosome; cytoplasm. The transcript has 15 exons. Gene Ontology annotation, molecular function: nucleic acid binding; four-way junction helicase activity; protein binding. The record is from RefSeq and is a predicted model, not a curated record. NCBI's taxonomy places the organism in Eukaryota, Viridiplantae, Streptophyta, Magnoliopsida, Rosales, Rosaceae. The coding region runs from base 267 to 2984 and encodes 905 amino acids. Gene Ontology annotation, biological process: double-strand break repair via homologous recombination.